Molecule: messenger RNA, 848 nt
Organism: Mangifera indica (mango)
Lineage: Eukaryota; Viridiplantae; Streptophyta; Magnoliopsida; Sapindales; Anacardiaceae
Exons: 4
Coding region: 43-525 (160 amino acids)
Biological process (GO): translation
Cellular component (GO): ribosome
Molecular function (GO): structural constituent of ribosome
Source: RefSeq, a predicted model, not a curated record
AAAUACUAGUCUCGCUUGUAUCGAUGCUCAUUAACAGUAACAAUGCAGAGACUCUGCAACAGGUUCCGCUCUUUAACCCUACAAACACUCUCCUCCUCCUCUCGUCGCCUCCUACACUCUUCUUCACCCAUUCGCUGCCCCGUCUCUUUUCCAUCUUCUGCCAAACGGAGCAUCAAUUACUCUCCUUCAGUUUCAGCCCUUUCAACGCCUCUCCGUCCCUUGUACUUUUCGCAAUUGCCCCUCUCUUUGGUUCAAGUACGCCACGUGUCUUCAAGGGAGCGGAAAAAGAGGAGGAAGCCAAUGACUCCGGCUACAUCCAAAGUCAAGAAAGUUAAAAUGAAGUUUUAUUCGUCGUACAAACUCAGGUUUAGGCCAUUGAAAGAUGGGACAAUUCGUCGCUGGCACGAGGGUAAAAAUCACAAUGCACAUCAGAAGUCGAAAAAAUCAAAAAGAAGACUCCGGCAACCUGCAUUAGUCCCUCCUGCUUUUGCAAAGGUGAUGAAGAAGCUGAACUUUUUAGCUUAAGUCUCUGCGACUCCACCAUGUAUUGGCCUCUUUUUUCCUGUGCUUCAACUUGUUAAACUCAAUACUUUUUCUUAGAACAUGACUAAUUUUGUAGUCAUUCAGUUUUGAGACUGUUUUGGACAGGUAAUGGUUGAUAACUCCAAUGUCAUUUUUUAUUUUUAAGGGAUUUUUUUUAGUAUGAUCUUUCCCUACUAGAAAAUACUAUGUCGUUUAAAUACCAUAUACUUUGUGUUUGUUUUAUAGAGAUCGGAUAAAUAAGAUAGGGAGAGGAUGUAAGUUUGUGGAGCUUGACUGAGGUGGAAAUGUGAAGUUGAAUUGUUUUA